Molecule: messenger RNA, 357 nt
Organism: Blepharisma stoltei
Lineage: Eukaryota; Ciliophora; Heterotrichea; Heterotrichida; Blepharismidae
Source: the annotation of a GenBank genome assembly
AUGAAAAGAAGGUAUUCACUAGACGAAGAAUCUAGUUGCUCAACCUCAUCUUGUGAAACAAAAAAAGAAGCUGCAAACUUUGAUUACAAGAGCUUGACCAACUCUCAUGAUCGCGCAGCUGAAGGUUGUUCUUUCCAUGACUGAAGGAUAGUUUCUCAGGAAAACUGUGGAAAGAAUGGCUCUCAGUUGGCCAAAGUGGAGGACCCAAGUAAUUGCAGAGAGUCUUGUAGAGAAGCAGAUGCAAAAACUGCUAAUCAGUACUUUAGCAGCAUUUUUGAGCUCAAUCAAGCUGAUGAGCCAUAUAAAGUUGAUGAAGAUUCAAUAACCAAUGGAGAAGAAUUAGAUAUUUAUAUGUAA